AUGGCUGCCAGUCCAGAUCCAUACCGAGCCGACUUUCUUUGGAAUGAACUGCUUCCGUAUUCAACUGGAAACGACAAUCAUUUGCAAGCCAUCAUAGAUGGAUUGAGUGUUGAAGCUGCCUCUGGAAAUUAUGCUCCUGGCGUUACUGGUUGGACCAAACAUCUCGUCGCGCAUCUGGACUUGAAGCUUCCGAUCUCGGAACAAGAUCGUGCUAAAAUAGGAUGGCUACUAUUUACUUUGGUCAUCAACCCAAAGAUGGGCACAGCAUUGGUCGAAUCAUAUGCUAGCAUCAUUGUUCGACUCGUUGGAAAAGAGAAAUUCAUUGCUUCAACCGCCCUGCAAUUACCAUGGCGUCCUUUGUAUGAGAUUUUGAAAAAAGUGUUCUUGCCAAAACAGAAGGAUCGAUCAUUACCUGGUGCAGCCCAACACUUGUACUCCAUUGUCAAGCUCGUCGAGCAUGCUCGUAGGUUCUUUCCACCUACUGCCGCGUCCGAAAUCCUCGAAGAAAUGCUACCCAAUAUCUCGUCGCCAACUGCACCUACUGCUGCCAUCUACCAAACCCUAAUGUGCUUGUUCCUGCCAACAAAUAGUAUUCCUCCUCAAGUACUCACCGACAAUUCAGCUCCACCUUUGUAUUUCCUUCCGACAAUCUUCUCCUCGUGGCAGACAUUUACAUAUGCAGGUCUUGAUACUAUAUAUUUCGACUUUCUGAGUCGAGUAGCUAAAGAUCAAGUCGGUUCUCCGGAAAAUACUCGUUGGACGGAGGACCAGGUCAAAUCCAUGUUUACUGUCGCCUUGAAGAACAUGGAUUUGCCAAUAGGUAGCGGUACUCAGGGAAUCAGUGGCAAUCGUGGUGCAGGAUCAGGCCUCAAAAUAGACGGUGGUAUUGAUAUGAUGGAAUCCUUAAAAAAGAACAAGUUUGAAGCCUUUGCUAAAUUCAUUGUAUAUACUAUUUAUCCACCAGCACAGGAAGGUAAACCAGCUCCACCACCAACAAACACGUUGAAUGCACUUGCACAAUUAUUGCAAGCUAUUGAAACAUACUUCCAUCCAUCAAAUUAUGGUCGUUGGGUCUCACCCUUGACUCGAUUCCUGUUUUCGCUGUCUUCUGAAUUUCUGAAGAGAUUCAGAGAAGAAGCUAAACCAGAUUGUGAAACACCCAUCCAUUAUCGGCUUACGGACGACAUAAAGAAGGAAUUCGUCACCAUAAUCAGACCAUGUACAUUUUUCGCAAUGUUUAGUAAAGAUCCACUCUCUGUAAUGAGCUCCCAUUCGAUCCUCAAGCAGCUAGUAUGGCUUGCUCCUGAACUGAUAUUCCCAGGACUGUUGGAACGUGUUUAUCCUGCAUUAGAGACGUUGACGGAAACUCAUCGAACUAUAUCUUGUAUUGGAGCACUGUCAUCUACUGCUACAGCUCUAUUCAAUCGAAGCCAUUAUCCAGCUGGAGGACGACACGUCACACCUUUGCUGAACUUGAUCUUGCCAGGAAUUGAUGUUAACGAUCCAACAAAGACAGUGUCAACUCUGUUUUUCAUUGCUCAUACUUGUAUGACUGUACCUUUAGUGGAUGUUACUAAACUGUCGAGUAAUGGUGGUACGAAUAACUCGAUGGAAAUUGAUGCUCAGCAAGACAAUGGUAUGGAAAUUGACCUAGAAGAAGAGAAUGAUGCUUGUCGACUUGCUACAAUGGACUUUGAAGACUGGGUAGUGAGCUUUUUAGAACGCAUCUUUGUUAUGCUCGAAAACUUGCCUCAGCAACAUGGACAACAAGGGAACGCCACAAUAGAAACAUCCAUACUGCAGCUUGUAAACUAUGCAGCCGAGCAGGUCUUCCUGCAACUCUCCCCUGAAAUCCAUGCUGUCGCUUUGAGUAAAUUGGUCAAGUUUGUAACAUCCUCCACCAUCCCUAAUGCGACCAAAGCUAUUGGAACCAUUUGCACAACAUCCAUGGGCUCAGAUCCAGAUAAAAAUCUUGCUGCCUUCAUUCCAUUGUGCCAUGCUCGAAUCAUGGCCGAGUUGUCGAAUGGUGCCGGCGCAGUCGCUACUUCGUCUAUAUCUUCCACACAUCCAUUUGGCAUGAACACGUUAUCAGACUCAACGCUCCAUUGGUAUCAGUCUAUUCUGAUGGGCGUUUUAUCGAGUGCUGGCAAGGGUGUACUCAAGUAUAAGACUGAGUUGGUUCAAGUCAUCACGGAAAUGCUGUCGGUCUGUAAAGGGCGUCGAGGAUAUAAGUGGGCUGGCAAGGUGCUUAGGAAUUUGUUAAUAUGUCUGUUAGAUACCUAUCCAAUGGAACUGAGAAGUGUUACUCCUCAGCAGUGGGCAGAUAAAGAGUACAUGGCCAAUAUACACAAAAGAUGGGGUGCUCCAAAUGCCAAGAUAGACAUGGAAUGGCAUAUACCAUCACCAGCAGAAAUAGAAUUCGCGAUGGAACUGAUCCAGAUGUUUUGGCCCUCAACACUGGACCAUUUGCAGAACCUCAUAAAUAAGGCUUCCACUGGUCGAAAUACGCCAUCCAUGUCAUCAUCAGGUUACAAGGAUGACUCGAACGAAUUCGCUCGUUGCAUUAAUUUAUUAUGCAACCUCUUGAUGGGUACAUGCACACUCAUUGGACCUGAAGGCUCCACAGUGCAAGGAUUGUCUGAUACAGAUCCCGAGACUCCGAAUGAUAAUCAAUAUCCGAUUGAUGCUGGAUAUGUACUCAAGCCAUCCGACCCACUUUAUGCACCAUUUUUAGCACUUCGAAACAAGACCGGUGCAUUUUUACACACACUUGCGCAACACUUUGGUGCUAGCAGACCGGAUGAUACGGAUCCAAUAAAACCACUCGUGAAAGCCGUAAGGGUGUAUAUAGGUGACAGGGGCCUGGAACCUCACGAGUACGAAGGCACACGACGCGGAUAUCGGUACUUGAAAGCAUACAUCAAGACAGUAGAAGAUACAAAAACAGACCGUCCUCGAUACUCGCUUGUGAAACGAAUACUGCUACAACAUUCUUUGCGUCGCAGGUAUAAUGCCAAUCAGCAAGUAUUUGAUGAACGAGUCAAGGCACUCUUUAGUGACUUGGCAGCAUUGAGUGUUGGUAAAUACUCUGAGAUACGAAAGCUGUCACAGACAGUGUUGAUUAGAUCGAUCAAAUGCUUUGCUGUUGCCAAAUUCAAGACGUUUUAUGCAAUGACUGAUGCGUUGCUAGAAGGUGGUGGUGGGUUUGACGGUACAGGCGAGAAGGAUUCGGAUAAAAUGAAGGGUGCUUUGUAUGUAUUGAAGAAUCGUGUGGUGCUGGGUGUCGCACUUUCACGAAUCAAUGCUUCGAAAAGACUCGCCGAGGUUCUCUGUGGUGCCCAUGGUGAAGAUAAGCCAUCUGUUCAAGAACUUAUCCGAAAAACAUUCAUGGAAUUCUUGAUUGCCUACUCUGAGCUUGGGAUACAAGUACAUGUGACUACAGAAACGGCACAAGCUGCUCGUGCUUUAUCUGCCAAUGUCAGCGAGAACGAAGUAAAUACCAAGCAGUCUGUGGAAAUUAGUCGUGGAAUAUCGAAUCGUCGUACAUAUCACGAGCUGAUUGACUAUCUCUUGACGCAUGUCCAAAAUCCAAACCUCCACUGGCGAUUUGCUGCCAUGACGAGUAACUUCAUCGAGUUACACCUACGUAGAGAUGAACCAAUACCAGUUGGCCUCGCCAAUUUUGUGGUAUCGCAAAUAAACUCGGAGCUUCCCGCCGUUCGAAGGACGUGUACGUCUCUUCUCACUACUUUAUUCGUAACGGUGAAAGAACGUGCCAUAUCGAACGGGGGUAGUGCUCUUUUAGAUGUCAAGAAGAUAGUAAAAGCUGACGACGUAGAUCCCGAGACAUGGUUGACUGAUGGUAUAAAUCCCAACUCGUCAACACCCUUACAAGAUAAUCCCGACCUAGGAUGGUUGUGCUUCCCACCCCACGCCAAAGUAUAUACAUUUGCUCCUCGAGACUUGAAUAGUCUACCAUACACCGAUACUACUUCACAACCAGCCAUGACUGUAAUCCAAACUGCCUUGUCUGAUCCAGCCUUCUGGUCUAAACAUGCAACAUAUUUAUCCCAGGAGUCUGCAAAAGGUUUAGAAAACUUCAACUCUCUAAACGCACGAUUCUACCAAGCCAUGAUUGGAUUCUAUCAAGAUGCCUUUAUUGAGACGUGUAUCAAGCCACAAGUAGUAUCACUGGUAUUGAAUCAUGGUGGUGAAAAGAGUAAAGAGAGAGCUGGAUUGGAGAUAUUGGGUGGAAUUGUACGCGGGUCGAAACACUUUGGGCCACUUAAAUUGAAAAAGAUGUGGGAGUGGGUUGUACCUUUGGUCGAUGAAGGGUUGAAAAAUGUGACCCCUGAAACAUUGACGUUUUGGGACUCCUUCCUCUCUUUCACAUAUCGUAAUCGAGACCCACGUCGAUUAUUACCACUCAUUCAGCCUAUAUUAUCCGAUCCACUGGACCCGAACUCGUCCUCCUUCUUUUCGGAAACCAAGAAGCUAUAUCUUGUGCGUCCAAUCUUGGCGUCUUUCUCCUGGCGUAUUUUGCCAUUGGCGUUGCCAUUGCUACCAAAGUAUAUUCAAGCUAUGAAUAGUCCUUAUAAGCAGGUGCGAGAGUUGUUGGGGUCUUGCAUAAUGGGAAUUUUGCAGCUCAUCUGGCACCCUUCAGCUCCAAACAUACGUACAAUCGUGCAAUGGAGUACUGCAAAAGACUCGGCUAGUCAAGUACCCAUACAGAUGGACCCCAAAAUCAAACCAAUAAUGAUCAACUUAUUCAACGACCUUAAGAAGGCUCGAGUUGAAGCUAAAGCUCUUCAUACUACCACCAAUGUCACUACACCCACAGUAUACAGUAACACCGCUAAAACCAUCCUCUCGUGGACGUUUGAGGCUCUCACGACUGGUGGCAUAUUCAGCAUAUAUCCUUACAUUGAGUUGCUGCUCCCCGCUAUUCUGGAUAUGCUGGACUCUGAUGACUCUGACCUAGUUACUCAAGCCAACGCCGUUGUCGGAGUCUAUCCGCAAUUAGCGCAUACUCCAUCACUCUUGCCUCCUGUUGCGAAAAUCCUUCAGGAUAUACUGCAGGACCGAGGUGUAGGAGAUGCAACGAACGGUGCAGCAGCUGUAGAGAAGCCAUCAUGGCAUAUUCGGAUCCGGGUAUUGCCCAUAAUCCAAGUCUUCUUCUUCAGGAACUUGUUCGCCAUGCCGUCUGAUAUUCGAUUGGGCUUUGUCAAGUCUGUGCUGGAUGCGCUGUUUGAUUCUCAGAUUGAGAUACGACAAUUGGCAGCUGUGACUCUAUCUGGGUUGAUUCGAUGCUCUCAACGUGACGAUAUCUCUGUGUUGAAGACACGUUUUGCCACUGAAUUGAGCAAAAAGUUGCCAUCUCGCGUAAAGGGAAGUGGAUUACCUCCACCGCUUGGAUAUCAGGAAGCCAUAUUAAGACGUCACGCCGCAACUCUUGGAUUAUCUUCUCUUGUCACUUCUACUCCGUAUGAAGUACCAGAUUGGAUGCCUGAUGUGCUAGUAAUGCUGGCUAAAUGUCAUUCAGAUCCUGCUCCCAUCUCUGCUACUGUAUCCAAAACCUUUGCAGAUUUCAAGCGAACUCAUCAGGAUACCUGGCACGAAGACUCUUUGAAAUUUAGCGAGGACCAAUUGUACAUGCUGACAGACCUUCUCAUCUCACAGUCGUACUAUGCUUAA
Synchytrium microbalum is the source of this 5694-nucleotide messenger RNA. RefSeq lists its product as uncharacterized. Lineage: Eukaryota; Fungi; Chytridiomycota; Chytridiomycetes; Synchytriales; Synchytriaceae. Gene Ontology annotation, cellular component: nucleus; cytosol. The transcript is spliced from 17 exons. Gene Ontology annotation, molecular function: peptidase activator activity; proteasome binding. The record is from RefSeq and is a predicted model, not a curated record. Gene Ontology annotation, biological process: proteasomal ubiquitin-independent protein catabolic process. Bases 1 to 5694 code for a protein of 1897 amino acids.